UUGUGGUGUGUACGCGCGCGUGCGUGUGGAGCUAUUGGGCUCGAGCGUUUUUUUACUGUGGUAGAGGCGCGAGACCCACUGAGCCUUCGAGGGGGGAAAAGAGACCGAACCAAGGGAAGAUUAAAAAAAAAGCGCGAGUCAGAGCUUUUCAUCUUUUUUUUCCUCCUUUUUUUAUUUCCCCCUCUUUCCUUCUUCCAAGAUGUCGGUCCCAGCGACAAAGAUGAGUAAAAAAGAGGUGAACUCGAACCAUGAUGGAGCAGACGAGACCUCAGAAAAAGAGCAACAGGAAGCCAUUGAACACAUUGAUGAAGUACAAAAUGAAAUAGACAGGCUGAAUGAACAGGCAAGUGAGGAAAUUUUGAAAGUAGAGCAAAAAUACAACAAGCUACGCCAGCCAUAUUUCCAGAAGCGGUCAGAACUCAUUGCCAAAAUCCCCAAUUUUUGGGUGACCACGUUUGUCAACCAUCCACAAGUAUCUGCACUUCUGGGAGAAGAGGAUGAAGAGGCACUGCAUUAUCUGACAAGAGUGGAAGUGACAGAAUUCGAAGAUAUCAAAUCAGGUUAUAGAAUAGAUUUUUAUUUUGAUGAGAACCCGUACUUUGAUAAUAAAGUUCUGUCCAAAGAGUUUCAUCUGAAUGAAAAUGGAGAUCCAUCUUCAAAAUCAACAGAAAUCAAAUGGAAACCAGGAAAGGACCUGACAAAGCGCUCCAGCCAGUCACAAACCAAAGUGGGCAGGAAGCGGCAACAUGAAGAGCCAGAAAGCUUUUUCACCUGGUUUACUGAUCACUCAGAUGCUGGUGCAGAUGAACUCGGAGAGGUUAUCAAGGAUGACAUCUGGCCGAACCCCUUGCAGUACUAUUUAGUUCCAGAUAUGGAAGAUGAAGAAGGGGACGGUGAAGAAGAAGAUGAAGAUGAGGAAGAAGAGGAGGGUUUGGAGGACAUUGAUGAAGAGGGUGAUGAAGAUGAAGAAGAAGAUGAGGAGGAAGAGGAAGAAGGGGAAGAAGCAGAGGAGGAGGAAGGAGAAGAUGACUGAUUUGUUUGCUGUUGACAUUCACCACCUCCCCCUACUUUUUUUUUUCUUUAGUCCCUGGGAGCAAGUUGCUGUCUUUUUGUGCUCAGUUUCCUUGUUCUCCUGAGGUCCUUAAACCAUAUACACAAUUGGGAUGAGUUACAUGCGCAAACAACAGUGGCAAUCUCUUUCUGCCAUUUUCCAUGAACUGAUGAAUUGUCCUCUAACCAGAUGAUCAGCACACAGACCUCCAUAGUAAUGUGCUUUGUAUUUUUUUUACUUUUUAUUUUAACCCCACCACUGACAAAUUCCCUCUGUUGGAAGCCCAGAACUUCUCUCUACCUUUUGUGCUGUGACCAUAGAUAAUUUUGAAUAGGCUUUUUUCUUACCAGUUCUGGCCCAGAGAUUACACUGUGUUUCCAUGUGAUGUGGACAAAUGGCAGUUACCAUCGUCCUUGUUUCCUUCUCUCUUGUAACAAAUUGGGGUGUGAUUGAAGCGCCUGGGGUAGAUGCAGAUGGUUGGGUUCUAAAGGGUGGGUUUGUUGGGUAUUUUGAGGACAUGGCUGUACUUAGCACGUUGAUGCAUUGUAUAUUUUUACAACAUCCCGUGCAACCAAAGCCAACACUUUUAAAUAUUAAUCGAUUUGAGCCCCACAGCAGAUGGUGACAACCUGUAGAAUCUUAUUGGAAUCUACAUUCUCUAAUGUAAUUUUUUGUUUCACUGGAAAGGAAAAUUGCUCAGUUUUAAACGUUAAAAGUGUACAAGUUGCUUUGUUACAAUAAAACUAAAUGUGUACACAAAAA
This is a messenger RNA of Mobula hypostoma (lesser devil ray), 1813 nucleotides long. Its product is annotated as protein SET. Gene Ontology annotation, cellular component: chromatin; nucleus. NCBI's taxonomy places the organism in Eukaryota, Metazoa, Chordata, Chondrichthyes, Myliobatiformes, Myliobatidae. The transcript is spliced from 8 exons. Bases 200 to 1033 code for a protein of 277 amino acids. Gene Ontology annotation, biological process: nucleosome assembly. Gene Ontology annotation, molecular function: chromatin binding; histone binding. The record is from RefSeq and is a predicted model, not a curated record.